CGAGCGGGGCGGGGGGGGUGAGGGUCGGCCGUGGCGCUUCCGCCGGGCGGUGCGGCUAUGGCAGCAGGUUCCUUCCGGAGGAGCAUUGCUUCCCAGCUUUCAAAAGUUUUGGAUCUGCCACCAGAAAAUUUAAUAAAGUCGAUAUCUGCAGUUCCCUUCUCCAAGAAACGGCAUGUUGCUGAUUUCCAGCUCUCCAUUGCUUCUGUAAUAGAAAACAGUUCUAGCGAUUGCUUAGCACAAGACCUGCAUCUUCAAGCUCAGCAGCUGGCUGGRAGGCUAAAAUGUGAUUCUGUAGUGAGUGAAAUCAGCGCUGGUCCAGGAACAGUGAAUUUUACAAUAAACAGAGAAUUGUUAGCAAAGACUGUGUUGCAGCAGGUGUGGAAAGAUGGCUCAGAGUAUGGAGCAAAAAGUGAACUUUUCUCUGCAGUUCCCAGACAAAAGGCAGUGAUUGAGUUCAGCUCCCCUAAUAUUGCCAAAAAGUUUCACAUUGGACAUCUACGUUCCACCAUAGUAGGGAAUUUUAUAGCAAAUCUCAAAGUUGCACUGGGACAUGAAGUAGUGAGAAUAAAUUACCUUGGUGACUGGGGCAUGCAGUUUGGCUUAUUGGGUGUUGGUUUCCAAACCUUUGGCAACAAAGAAAAACUAAAAUCCAGUCCUUUGCAACACCUUUUUGAGGUGUAUGUGCAGAUUAACAAAGCAGCAGAAGAUGAAAACACAAAAAAGCUGGCUAAGGAUUUCUUUAGAAAACUGGAGGAACAUGAUGAGCAGACAUUGUCAAUUUGGAAGCAAUUUAGAGACCUCAGUAUUGAGGAAUACAUCCGGAUUUAUAAGCGUCUAGGAGUGCACUUUGAUGAAUAUUCUGGAGAAUCAUUUUACCAAGAGAAAGCCCAGGAAGUUCUAAAGAUGUUGGAAGAYAAAGGACUCCUUCAGAAAACAAUAAAAGGGACAGGAAUUGUGGAUCUCUCAGUGAAGAAGGACCUCUCAACAGUUUCCACUGUCAUGCGCAGUGAUGGGACAUCUCUUUAUAUAACAAGAGAUCUGGCGGCUGCUAUAGACAGAAUGAAYAAGCACAGCUGUGAUAGCAUGAUUUAUGUGACAGAUAAAAGUCAAAGUAAUCACUUUCAACAUUUAUUCCAAAUACUGAAGCUCAUGGGUUAUGACUGGGCAGAAAGGUGCCAGCAUGUGUCUUUUGGGCUCGUUCAAGGCAUGAAGACUCGGAGAGGAGAAGUAGUUUUUCUGGAAGAUGUUUUAAAUGAAGUUCGCUCAAGGAUGUUACAAAACAUGACUUCCACAAAAACAACCAAAGARAUAAAUGAUCCUGUGGAGACAGCAGAGAAGGUUGGUCUUGCAGCACUCAUAAUUCAGGACUUCCGGGGCCUUCUGUCAUCUGAUUAUCAGUUUAGCUGGGAUCGAGCUCUCCAAAGCCGGGGAGAUACAGGUGUGUUCCUUCAGUACACCCAUGCCAGACUCCAUAGUUUAGAGCAGAUUCAUGGGAAUGCAGAGCUAGCUGAUGUUAACGUGGCAUGCUUGCAAGAGCCAGAUGCCAUCUCUGUCCUUCAGCAUCUUCUCAGGUACGACGAGGUCCUGUAUAGAUCUUCUCAGGAUCUGCAACCCAAGCACAUUGUCAGCUACCUCCUCACACUGAGCCACCUGGUGGCCGUGGCACACAGAACCCUUCCCGUGAAAGGCAGCGCCCCCGAGGUGGCACAGGCACGGCUGUGUCUCUUCCARGCUGCACGCUCAGUUCUAGCCAAUGGAAUGAAACUUCUUGGCAUUACACCUGUAAAUCAAAUGUAAUGUACAUAUACAAUGUGUCAUAUACAAUGUGUAAAUGUCACAUCUCUUAGUAAAAUUAUUUUUUCCACAAUAAUAUGAAUCCUCU
Molecule: messenger RNA, 1882 nt
Organism: Malurus melanocephalus (red-backed fairy wren)
Lineage: Eukaryota; Metazoa; Chordata; Aves; Passeriformes; Maluridae
Gene: RARS2
Product: arginyl-tRNA synthetase 2, mitochondrial
Exons: 20
Coding region: 58-1797 (579 amino acids)
Biological process (GO): mitochondrial translation; arginyl-tRNA aminoacylation
Cellular component (GO): cytoplasm; mitochondrion
Molecular function (GO): ATP binding; arginine-tRNA ligase activity
Source: RefSeq, a predicted model, not a curated record